CGAAGUCCCUCCUCUCCGGCCCGAGCAGUGCGAGCUCGAGCGCUGGAGUCGCGUCGGUUGGAAAACGCUGCUGAACUUUUCACCACAGCCCGGUCUCUGCAUAAGCGCACACAAACUACUGAUGUGAAAAAAAAAACAAGACCAAACAAAAACAAACACCACGAAAAAGGAAAGGAGAUUUAAGCCUAUUAUCGAAAAGAGGAGUUGACGAUGCCGGACCAGAUCACAGUGUUGGAAUUCGUGACCGAGACGAAUGAGGACUACAAAUCUCCAACUGCCUCCAGCUUCACCACCAAAAUGAGUCAGUGCAAGAACACGGUGGCUGCCUUGGAGGAGGCCUUAGACGUGGAUCGUGGAGUGCUACAAAAAAUGAAGAAAUCUGUCAAAGCCAUUUAUACAUCCGGAUUAGGACAUGUAGAAAAUGAAGAACAAUACACACAAGCACUAGAGAAAUUUGGCGGUAACUGUGUCUGCCGUGAUGAUCCUGAUCUGGGUACAGCUUUUCUGAAGUUUGCUGUCUUCACUAAAGAGUUAACUGCACUUUUCAAAAAUCAGAUUCAGAAUAUGAACAAUAUCAUCACUUUUCCUCUGGACAGCCUACUGAAAGGAGAUCUAAAAGGAGUUAAAGGGGAUCUUAAGAAGCCUUUUGAUAAAGCAUGGAAGGACUAUGAAACAAAAGUUACAAAAAUUGAAAAGGAGAAAAAAGAGCAUGCCAAACAACAUGGUAUGAUCCGUACAGAAAUAAGUGGAGCAGAAAUCGCUGAAGAAAUGGAGAAAGAGCGGAGGUUCUUUCAGUUACAAAUGUGCGAGUAUUUGCUUAAAGUCAAUGAGAUCAAGAUUAAGAAAGGUGUUGAUUUACUCCAGAACCUGAUUAAAUAUUUCCAUGCACAAUGCAAUUUCUUUCAGGAUGGCUUGAAGGCUGUAGAAAGUUUAAAACCCUCCAUGGAAAAGCUGGCGACAGAUUUGCAUGCUAUUAAACAAGUGCAGGAUGAGGAAAGAAAACAGCUGGUUCAACUUAGAGAUGUUUUAAAAGCAGGGCUACAGGUAGAACAAAAAGAGGAUUCGCAGGUUCGUCCAAACACAACGUACAGCUUACAUCAGCCUCAGGGAAACAAAGAGCAUGGAACAGAAAAAUGUGGAUUUCUUUAUAAAAAAAGUGAUGGAAUCAGGAAAGUGUGGCAGAAAAGAAAAUGUACAGUAAAAAAUGGUUAUCUUACAAUAUCACAUGGAACGAUUAACAGACCACCAGCAAAGCUUAAUCUACUCACAUGUCAGGUGAAAGCAAAUCCGGAUGAGAGAAAAUGUUUUGAUCUCAUAUCACAUGACAGAACGUACCAUUUUCAAGUGGAUGAUGAACAGGAAUGCCAAGUUUGGAUGUCUGUUUUGCAGAAUAGCAAAGAAGAAGCUUUAAACAACGCUUUCAAGGGAGACCAUAACACAGGAGAAAAUAAUAUUGUCCAAGAGUUAACAAAAGCAAUUAUUGUAGAGGUACAGCGGAUGACUGGAAAUGAUGUUUGCUGUGAUUGUGGGGCACCAGACCCUACAUGGUUAUCUACUAAUCUGGGAAUUCUAACAUGCAUUGAAUGCUCUGGAAUUCAUAGAGAACUGGGGGUUCACUACUCCAGAAUACAGUCCCUUACAUUAGAUGUAUUAGGAACAUCAGAACUCUUGCUAGCCAAGAACAUUGGGAAUGCAGCAUUGAAUGAGAUCAUGGAAGCUAGUUUGUCAGACGAAACUGCCAAACCUAAUCCCAACAGUGACAUGGUUGCACGGAAGGACUACAUUACUGCUAAAUAUAUAGAACGGAAAUAUUCGAGAAAAAAGUGUAUUGACAAUGCAGCCAAACUUAGCUGUCUAUGUGAUGCAAUCAAGUCAAGAGACAUCUUCGCAUUAAUUCAGGUGUACGCUGAUGGUGUGGAUCUCACUGACCCAAUCCCUUUGGCAAAUGGACAUGAACAAGGAGAAACUGCACUGCAUCUUGCUGUAAGAUUGGUGGACAGAACAUCACUCCAUGUAGUUGACUUUUUAGUACAGAACAGUGGGAAUCUUGAUAAACAGACUACCAAAGGCAGUACUGCAUUGCAUUACUGCUGUCUAAAUGAUAACGUGGAGUGUCUUAAGUUGCUUUUGAGGGGAAAAGCUUCCAUUGAAAUAGCCAAUGAAGGAGGAGAAACUCCACUUGACAUAGCUAAACGCUUAAAGCACACACAGUGUGAGGAGGUGCUUAUCCAAUCAUUAUCAGGCAAGUUUAAUGCUCAUGUCCAUGUGGAAUAUGAAUGGCGAUUGCAUCAUGAAGAUCUGGAUGAAAGUGAUGAUGAUAUUGAAGACAAGCAAUCCAGCCCCAAUAGACCUAUCAGUUUCUAUCAAUUAUCGUAUCAGUCAGGAGCAAACCAGCUUCAGCCUCCAGCUCCUCUUGCAAUCUUGCCAAGAGAUUCAGCCAACUCCAUGAAAGAUAAACAGCGGCCAUUCAUUCCAAGUAUGCUGCACAAUGAAACAUAUGGAACUGUACUGAGCUCCAGUCCCCCUCCUUCUGUAACUGAUGCUCCUCCACUUCCACCUCGGAAUGCAAGUAAAGUCCAAUGUUCAGUUCCUGGUGUUCAAACGACUACUUCAUCCGGUGUCUGGAAACCUGCAUCACUCGGAAUGGAAACAGCAAGCAGGCAAAGGUCUGCUUCAGACCCUCCAAACCUUCAUCCACCAGUACCACCAGUCCGUGUAACAUCAGCAACAGCAAACCCUUCGCCUCCAACUCCAGUAGCAAAGACAAGCAGUGUUAUUGAAGCAAUGAUUCUGCAGGUAAAACAACCACAAGCCCAACAGCAGCAGCAAGGUUCUCCGCAGCAAACUGCUCAGAAUAAAAAGCCACUGCCACCACCACUGCCUCCACAGCCACCACUUCGCAUUUCACAGCAGAAAUCAACAACCAGUUCGGAUCGAACAUCUACAGUUAAAAGAACAUCUACGGUACCUGGAACUGUACAAUCACUGCAGUCAGGAGAUGCUUUUCUGGGGCCUGACGCUGCACCAAAAAAACCAGGACAUGCACCUAAUUCUGCAAAUCUCAACAAAACUCCUGCACCAAUGCCACGAAAGUCUCAAAUGUUGAAAUCAAAGCCAAGACGUGUGAAAGCAAUUUAUAAUUGUAGUGCAGAUAACCCUGAUGAGCUCACUUUCUCAGAGGGUGAGAUUAUUAUUGUUGAUGGUGAGGAAGAUCCAGAAUGGUGGAUUGGCCAUAUUGAAGGAGACCCGAAGCGAAGGGGUGUAUUCCCUGUGACAUUUGUGCACUUCAUUGCUGACUGAGCUUCCUUUAAGAAGUUGAGAAAAAGCAAUUUGGAGAAUGGUACCAUAUAUCAGAUGACAAGGAAAACAUCUGUGUUCAACUCGAUAGACAAAUCAAUAAUUAGCUGGAAGAUGUUAUAAGUAACUAGUUCUUAAAUAUGUAUUCUUGUUAAACUGUUUGCACUUUCAGUACAACUGGAGAUUCGUUAUAAAUUGUGGACUUUUCAUUUCUGUCAAUUUGCUAUGGUGCAUGUAGGUACUUGGGAAUAGAAUUCUAAUUGUUCAUGAAUAAUGACUAUCUUAUGUCACUGUCAAAAACAUGCUGAAAAUCAAAAUAUAUUGCAAAUAUGUAGCAUUAACAAUGGAGCAAAGCUGGAGAACACUAGUACUGAUCAAAACUAUGAUACAAAUUCCAUAAAUCAGGUAAUGAACUUAGUAAGCAUGCUUUUGGGUGAACUUCAUAACUUAAAGCCUUAAAAUACUACUAUGAAUCUAAGAAUUCCACUGUUUCCACGUUGACUUUUAUUUAAAUGUUGUAAUUUCCAUUAUAAAUUAAAUUUCCCCAAUUUCCUUCAUGAACACAGGACCCGUGUAUUGUAAAUAUUAAUUUUUUCAAAAGGCAGCUAAUGAACAGCAUAAGUAUCCCCAAUAGCUGUUCUUCAGAAGAGGGAAAGUUAGUGACAGAAAUUCAGAUCUGGUUACUAAGGGAUCCUCUUUUCAUUUUGUACAGUCAUGGUGCUUUGUUUCAUUAAACGGUUAAACAAAGUAGUGUUUAAAAAACUAAAUCAAUUUGCAAAAAUAUUCCAAAUUUGUUGCAGACUUUUUAAAGUUCUGCACAGAAUUGUUGAUUCUUUUUAUUACUAAGAACAGAACUUCAAACAACUGUUUAUUAAGAAAAAUAAAUUAAAAAUGGUACACAGCGCAAAUCAUUUGUAGUAAACUUUCAUCUCAAAUACUUUUUUGCAAUGAUCUUAUUGGCUUGUUAAUGGAAAACUAUUCUUUUAAAGUCUUAGAUCUGUUAUGUAAACAUUUUUUUAAAAAAAGGUGUCAGUCUGGCUUCCAAUGCAUAAGAAUGAAAAUUUGAAAAACCUUUUGAGUUAGCAGUAAAUUUAAAAUUUGUAGCCUCUCACUUUUAAUUAAAUUUGGCUGUAAUUAUUGUCUAAAAACAGAGUUUAACUCUUGUAUGCAAUGUGAAUUAAUACUGAAGAUGUUGACAUCAUUCAGGAUGAUUAUUGCUUUCAAUGAAUGAUUAAAAGGACCAUAAAAAUCUCGGCAGGAUAACUGGUGCCAUCUACUGUCAUCAUCUGUGAGUGGUACUUAGAGCUGAAAAAAAAUCCUGUUUGAGGCAUGAUGUAAAAUGGAUCACAAGCUAGGUGUUUGUUGCAGAGCAACUGUAUAUAUUUAUAUAUAUAUAUACAUAUAUAUAUAUAUUGUAAAUGUUAAAUCCUAUAAUACUUCUGCAUUUCAUUGAUUUGAUAGAGCAUGUGUAAUGUAUUGUACACCCCAGUUUAACAUUGGAGUUAAUCCAGAAAUGUAAUAAACAAUUAUUAAAGCAUAGCCUGCUUCAGCAAUACAGGUUUUUUGUACAGAUUUUGAAGAUGAGGCCUAAUGAAUUCACUGUUUGUGAAGGAAUAGUGAGCAUCUGAUGAAAUACUGUACAAAAUCUUAAGUUCUAAAAUACAUGUUUUUAAAUAUCCAUCCAUCUGCAUCGAGGCUGCUAUAAUUAUUAACAAUCAAUUUGUUAAUCAGUAGAUUUGGUAUAGAUCAAUUCCAUUCUAUUAAAGUCUAAAUUUGAGAGAUCCAAGUAUCCAUUUAAUUGCCCAUGAAAAUUCUUCUGCUGUUCUGAUUUAGAAGAUGGGACUAAAGUGUCAUAUUGUGCACUUCUGGGACUAAACUAUCUAAUUUUUUUUAAUGGUUUAAGGCUGAAGAUAAAACUUUUUUUAAUGUACUGCAAUUUGAAAUGGGAUUAGUUCAAAGAAUUGACUUGACCCAGAUGAGGAAAACAGGAAAAAGUACUAUGCACUUACGUAGAAUCCCAGCAGACGAUCCCUACCAGCAUGUCCUUGUCAAUUUUGUUCUACAAACAUAUUCAGUCUCUAAUAAUAAAGUACCAUCUACUUUUAAAUACUUCUGCAAAGCUUUAUAUCUGUAGGUUAAAAUAAAUCAGUAAAAUUUAAUUCAUGUGCUGAAUUUUCAACUGAGUCAAUAAAUAGUUUCCAGGCUGGGAA
This is a messenger RNA of Carcharodon carcharias (great white shark), 5507 nucleotides long. RefSeq names its product ArfGAP with SH3 domain, ankyrin repeat and PH domain 2a (gene asap2a). The transcript is spliced from 28 exons. NCBI's taxonomy places the organism in Eukaryota, Metazoa, Chordata, Chondrichthyes, Lamniformes, Lamnidae. The record is from RefSeq and is a predicted model, not a curated record. Gene Ontology annotation, cellular component: cytoplasm. Gene Ontology annotation, biological process: positive regulation of GTPase activity. The coding region runs from base 211 to 3300 and encodes 1029 amino acids. Gene Ontology annotation, molecular function: GTPase activator activity; protein binding.